AUGUCAACUCCGGCUUCUGUGGACGAUAGAGUCACACCAUGUGGAAUAUGUCAGGAGGCGCCCUCUAUCGAGCGUGCGAUGAUGGCGUGUGAUGAUUGUGGAAUCUGGUUCCACUAUUCCUGUGUAGAGGAGGAUGAAUCAACAGAACAUCAUACAUGGUUCUGUCACAAAUGCCUCAAGAAGCGAUUCCGAAGCCGUAGGGGAAGCAACACCGUGUCAUCAGGGCAGAAAAAGAGCAGAGAUCUGGAACUCAGGCGUUUACAAGAGGAACUUGCCUUGCAACAGGAGUACAUGCGGAAAAAAUACAAAAUAAUGGCUUCGUAUCUCGGCGAAGAAAGCGACGACGACGACGAUGGUAGAGAGAGCGCUCGGAGCUCGAAUGUGAGUAGUGUUAAUAGGACCAAAGCGUGGAUCGACAAGCAUUCAGGAGCGGAGGAAAAACCUGUUCCUUCCAAGGCUCAUAGGCUUGACCCAAUCCCGACCGCUAGGGAAAGUAACAAUGAAAGAUUCGAGGAGAACCAACCGUUAACGUCAUUUGGUCGUACGAAGUCAUGUAUUCCGUCACGUAAUCAACCCGUGCCGUCAGUGAAGGGAGAACCGCAUGUAACACCGUCAUUACCUGAACAUCUGUCACCGAUCGAUGAGUUACCGAUAUCUGACGGGCUGGGGAGUGGAAAGUUGAAUAACGUAGCACUAUCAGCACCAUCGAAACAUCAUCCUGAAGAAUCAAGAAGAAGCAAUCAGAAUCCAGUCCCGAGCAGUUACCCUCAAACAAGUUUUCCGUUGACAAAUGGACAGCCAUCGAUUCCUCAGUCCGAUCCUAUGGAACCCAGAAUGUCGGGGCCUAAUCCGGUUCAAAUAAUGGCUAGACAAGUGUGGCCAAAGAAACUUCCUGCGUUUUCAGGAGCGCCUGAUGAAUGGCCGAUUUUCAUCAGUUCAUACGAGAAUUCAAAUUCAGCGUGUGGAUUCUCUGAUGUGGAAAAUUUGAUAAGGUUGCAGGAAAGUCUGAAGGGUACGGCCCUCGAGACUGUUCGGAGAAGACUGGUGCUGCCCGCAAACGUUCCGAAGGUGAUGGAAACAUUACGAAGAGUUUUCGGGAAACCAGAAAUUUUGAUCCGUUCGUUAAUUUCGAAAGUACGGGGUAUAGAUCCACCAAAACCAGAACGUCUUGAUACUGUCAUCAGGUUUGGUAUGGCAGUACAACAAUUGUGUGACCAUCUGGAGGCUGCCAAUCAACAAGAACAUCUCUGCAAUCCCGUUUUACUCCAAGAAAUGGUAGAUAAACUUCCUGCUAGUUUCAAGCUGGAGUGGGUACGUUUUAAGAGAGCCUUCUGUCCAGUGACAAUGCGGACUUUUGGAAAUUUCAUGGAGCAAUUGGUUGAAGAUGCAAGCGAGGUGACAUUCUUAAAUCCAAUGGAUUCGACCAAAUUUGAGAGAAAGACAACAAAGGAGAAGGGAUUUGUGCACACUCAUAAUGGCACGGAGAUGGUACCAGGAGGCAAUUCCAAACCAGGUUCUUCGGUUGUGAAGGAUGACAAGCCAUGUGCGAUAUGCUCCAAGCCGGGGCAUCGAGCGCGCAACUGUGAGGAGUUUAAAAAACUGUCUCUCCCGCAACGUCUUCGACUGGUGGAAACCCGGAAGCUUUGUGCCUUGUGUCUUUACAAUCACGGUAACAUGCGAUGCCGGAACAAGUUCCAGUGCAAUGUAGCAGGUUGUAACGGCAAACAUCAUUACCUGUUGCAUCGAUCUGAUAGCGGGGAGGAAUCGAGCUGCAUGGUGCACCAUAAGAUAUCGACGUCUUUCGUUACAUUUCGCGUCAUACCGGUCUCACUGAUUAACGGGAACAAGCGUGUCGACACGUACGCUUUUCUCGAUGAGGGUUCAUCCAAAACGUUAUUGGAAAAAGACGUGGCAAUGAAGCUAGGACUUAAAGGAACCGUUAGGCCUCUAGAUUUGAAGUGGACAUCGAGGGUGACUCGAACCGAGAAGACAUCGAUGCGGGUUAAUUUGACCGUAGCUGGAAAAGGGUUGUCUGAACAGUAUCCAUUAAAAGACGUGCACACCAUCGAACAUUUGAAUUUGCCAAGACAGAGCACGAGUUUCGGAGAGGUGAUUCGUAAGUUCCAACAUCUGCAAGAUUUGUUCGUUGCUGAUUUCAAAAAUGCUGAACCGACAAUAUUGAUCUGGUUGGACAAUAUGGAUCUAAUAGCACCUAUCGAAUCAAGAAUUGGCAAAGCAGGUGAACCAGUUGGAUUGCGUUGCAAGCUGGGGUGGACGAUUUCCGGGCCAGGAUGCAAUGCGACAAGAGACGACUAUUGCGGAAUACAUCAGUGUGACGAAGUAAUGGAUCAAGUGUUGAAAAACUAUUUCACAAUGGAAGAAGCCGGGAUUAAUUGUCCAUAUCGUGUUGAAUCUGAUGAGGACCGAAGGGCUCGAAGCAUGUUGGAGACAACUACCGUUAGAAUAGGAGCUGGGUUUGAAACAGGUAUGUUGUGGAAACUAGACGAUAUAAAUCUUCCUGACAGCUACCAUAUGGCGUAUCGCCGGCUUCAGGGCUUGGAGAAGCGAUUCAAGAGAGAACCGGACUUGCGAGAGAAAGUGUGGCAUGCAAUUGAGGACUUCAUCGAGAAGGGGUACGCUCACAAAGCAACAUCAGAAGAGAUCUCCAGAAUAGAGCCUGGCAAAGCGUGGUAUUUACCAUUGAAUGUGGUAACCAACACCAAGAAACCGGGAAAGAUUCGACUGACGUUGGACGCAGCAGCGAAGGCAGGUGGAAUAUCCCUCAAUGACAUGCUGCUCAAGGGCCCGGACAUGUUGUUUUCAUUGUUAGAAAUUCUGAACUGCUUUCGAGGUCGACGAAUAGGAUUUGGAGGAGACAUUAGAGAAAUGUUCUUGCAGAUCAAGAUGCGGGAGCCAGAUAAGCGAUUCCAAAAAUUUCUAUUUCGGCUGGACUCAUCCUGUACUCCUGAUAUCUAUGUGAUGGAUGUAGUCAUAUUUGGAGCCAAAUGCUCGCCAUGUAACGCUCAUUUCACAAAAGAUGCCAACGCUCGCGCUGAUCAAUUUCCGGAUGCUGCAAAUGCAAUCAUCAAUCGGCACUAUGUCGAUGAUUAUUUUGACAGUGCAGAUACUGUAGAGGAGGCAAUUCAACGAGCAGUGGAUGUGCGUUAUGUUCACUCAUUGGGAGGAUUCGAAAUCCGCAAUUGGGUGAGCAAUUCACCUAAAGUACUUGCAGCAUUGGGAGAACACGGAAAGUCAACGAAAACGCUCAGCUACGACAAAACAUUAGAAUCCGAACGUGUAUUGGGUUUGCUGUGGAAACCAGAAGAAGAUGUGUUCACCUUCACUAUGGGACUAAAUGACAAACUACUGCCGUAUCUCACCAACAGUAUCCGACCAACGAAGCGAAUUAUCCUGCAGUGUGUCAUGAGUUUUUUUGACCCAAUAGGAUUUCUCUCACCGCUGUUGAUUCACGGAAGAAUAAUAAUCCAGGAGACUUGGAGAAGUAGAACCGAAUGGGAUCAGUCUGUGACGGACGAACUCUUCGGGCGUUGGCUAGGUUGGACGAAGCUACUAUCAGACAUCGAGAAAGUUAGAAUUCCGCGUUGUUUCUUCGGUGACGAAUCGAUUAACGAUAUACGAGCAAUUCAAUUGCAUAUAUUCUCGGAUGCAGGCGAAGACGCUUAUGGUUGUGUAGCUUAUCUACGAUAUCUUGUGAGGGACGAAAUUCGAUGUGCGCUAGUUGGAUCUAAGGCUAAAGUAGCUCCACUGAAACUGACAUCAACACCUCGAUUGGAGCUACAAGCUGCGGUUAUUGGGGCAAGACUGAUGAAUGUUCUCAAGACAAGUCUUCCGGUUUCAAUUCAAGAACAGUUUUUGUGGGUGGAUUCUACGACAGUUUUAUCAUGGAUACGCUCUGAUAGUCGUAAAUACAAACCGUAUGUGGCACACCGAGUUGCUGAAAUUCUGCACACGACAGACAUCGCUGCAUGGAGAUACGUCCCAUCAAGAAUGAACAUCGCCGACGAUUUAACUAAGUGGGGUUCUGGAACAACUGUAGAUCCGGAGUGUCGAUGGUUUCUAGGUCCACCAUUUUUACACGAACCCAUGAAAUCAUGGCCGGAGCAGCCCAAAACGAAAUUGUUGGUACCUGAUGAACUGAAGCCGUGCUACUUGUUCCAUCAUAUUGUCUUACCGGAAGCAAUCAUCGAUGUGACUCGAAUUUCAAAAUGGAAAGUAUUGUUGAGGACAAUAGCGACAGUGUACCGUUUCAUUUCAAAUUGCAAACGAAAAUGGAAGGGGCUUCCAAUUGAAGCAAUCAGUAUCGAUGAUGGGCGGAAGGCGAUUAUUCCGGCUGUACACGUGGCGAUCCAGCAAGAAGAACUGUGUAAAGCGGAACAUCUGCUUUGGCGAAUGGCUCAGGCAGAUAAAUUUGCGGACGAAGUGAAGAUUCUGAAGAGAAAUAAGGACGUCGCAUCGGAUCAAUGGAUACGUAUCGAAAAAUCGAGCCCUUUGUAUAAGAUGUCACCCUUUUUAGACGAAGAUUGCAUCAUACGGAUGGAGGGCAGAACAGCAGCAGCGAGUUUUGCUGCAAGCAGCACUCGCUUUCCAGUAAUACUCCCAAGAGACCACGUGAUAACCAAGAAGAUCGUGGAGGACUUCCAUGUGCGAUAUGGACACGCUUCGAAGGAAAUAGUUGUCAAUGAAAUUCGACAAGCGUUCUUCGUUCCGAAGCUACGAGCGGUGGUUGGAAGAGUUAUCAUCGACUGUUUAGUUUGUAAAUUACGCAGAUGUAAACCUGUUAUUCCCCGAAUGGCACCGUUACCCAUACAACGAAUGCAACCAUAUGUUCGAGCUUUCAGCUACGUAGGAUUGGAUUAUUGCGGACCAAUCGAUGUAACCGUAGGCAGACGUACUGAAAAGCGGUAUGUGGCAUUGUUCACUUGUUUAGUUGUAAGAGCCGUACACUGCGAAAUAGCUUUCAGUCUCAGCACAGAAUCGUGCAUACUUGCCAUCCGACGAUUCAUCCGACGCCGUGGAUCGCCGAUCGAAAUAUUCACGGACAAUGGCACGAAUUUUCAGGGAGCCAGUCGUGAACUUAAGGAACAGUUGAAACGAAUUGAUAGGGAGUGUGCCGACACCUUCACUGAUGCCAGAACAAAGUGGAACUUUAACCCGCCUUCUGCUCCCCACAUGGGUGGAGUGUGGGAGCGGAUGGUAAGAUCAGUCAAGGAAGCCCUGGUCUCGUUGAGUGAUGGGCGUAAAAUGAACGACGACAUCUUGAUGACGACAUUGGCCGAAGCAGAACAUAUAAUAAAUUCUCGCCCGCUGACAUACUCCGGAACAGAAGACAACGAACUGGAUACUAUAACACCAAACCAUUUCCUCCAUGGAAACUCGUCUGGACAGCAUCACCCAUUCCAAGUACCGAUUUCGCUGGCGGAAGAACUUAGAAGUAGUUACAAGCGAACGCAAGUACUAGCCAAGAAGUUUUGGGACCGUUGGUGCAAAGAAUACUUUCCAACACUGAACCAACGUAGUAGGUGGUACGAGGAUAGCCGGACACUGAAAGUAGGAGACUUAGUAUUAGUGAUGGAUGAUGGUAAAGGAGGUACAAGUAUCAGGGGCAUCGUAGACGAAGUAUUCAUCGGACAGGAUGGUCGUAUUCGUCAAGCCUUGGUUAGGACCACUAAUGGAUGCUUUCGAAGACCUGUGGCUAAACUAGCGAUUCUGGAGCUAGGAGAUAAACCUGCUGGCCUUACACAAGAGUAA
Toxorhynchites rutilus septentrionalis is the source of this 5769-nucleotide messenger RNA. RefSeq lists its product as uncharacterized. Lineage: Eukaryota; Metazoa; Arthropoda; Insecta; Diptera; Culicidae. The transcript has a single exon. The coding region runs from base 1 to 5769 and encodes 1922 amino acids. Gene Ontology annotation, biological process: DNA integration. The record is from RefSeq and is a predicted model, not a curated record. Gene Ontology annotation, molecular function: zinc ion binding; nucleic acid binding.